Molecule: messenger RNA, 240 nt
Organism: Uncinocarpus reesii 1704
Lineage: Eukaryota; Fungi; Ascomycota; Eurotiomycetes; Onygenales; Onygenaceae
Exons: 2
Coding region: 1-240 (79 amino acids)
Biological process (GO): copper ion transport
Cellular component (GO): cytosol
Molecular function (GO): metal ion binding; copper chaperone activity
Source: RefSeq, a predicted model, not a curated record
AUGUCUGAUCACCAAUAUAAAUUCGAUGUCUCUAUGAGCUGUGGCGGCUGCUCCGGAGCCGUGGAACGAGUUCUCAAGAAGCUUGAAGGCGUCAAAUCCUACGAAGUAAGCCUUGAAUCACAGACCGCAACUGUCGUGACAGAGCCAACUCUCGAAUACGACACUGUCCUCAGCACCAUCAAGAAGACAGGCAAGGCCGUAACGAAAGGAGAGGCAGACGGGAAGGAGAUGGCGGUUUAG